Messenger RNA from Micropterus dolomieu (smallmouth bass), 3862 nucleotides. It is a transcript of the gene snx27a, whose product is annotated as sorting nexin 27a. NCBI's taxonomy places the organism in Eukaryota, Metazoa, Chordata, Actinopteri, Centrarchiformes, Centrarchidae. The record is from RefSeq and is a predicted model, not a curated record. Gene Ontology annotation, molecular function: protein binding; phosphatidylinositol-3-phosphate binding. Bases 125 to 1885 code for a protein of 586 amino acids. Gene Ontology annotation, cellular component: early endosome. The transcript has 14 exons. Gene Ontology annotation, biological process: signal transduction; intracellular protein transport.
GAGGGGCGGGUUAUCAACAACAGACGGUCUGUGGAGCUAACGUUACUGAGGGACAGAGCUCAAGUGUUGUUUUGAAUUUGCUGGAAGACACCGACUGGAAAGGGGGCUAGGGUCUUUGGAGAAGAUGGCGGAUGUAGGAGGUGAUGAAACUCGGUCAGAUCUUCCUUCAGUAUCCCGUAACGGUCCAGUCGUCGGUCCGUCCGCGGGCCAAAACACAGCUAUCGUAACGUCAGGUCCACGGACGGUGAGGAUCGUCAAGUCGGAGUCGGGAUACGGUUUCAAUGUUCGCGGUCAAGUUAGCGAAGGGGGACAGCUUCGGAGCAUCAACGGGGAACUCUACGCUCCUCUUCAGCAUGUCAGCGCUGUUUUGCCCGGAGGUGCGGCAGACCGAGCUGGGAUAGCAAAGGGUGACAGGAUCCUGGAAGUUAAUGGGGUGAGUGUGGAAGGUGCCACCCAUAAGCAGGUGGUGGACCUGAUCCGGGCGGGGGAGAAGGAGCUGGUUCUGGCUGUGCUGUCUGUUCCACCUCAGGAGGCUGAUGGAUUGGAAGGAGGAGAGGAUGUUCAACCCAACUAUGACUACAGUGACAAGCAAGCAGUGCCCAUUUCCAUUCCCACAUACAAACAUGUAGAGCAGCACUCCGAGAGGUUUGUGGUGUACAACGUGUACAUGUCAGGCAGACAGCUGUGCUCAAAGCGCUACCGGGAGUUUGCUAUCCUGCACCAGAACCUGAAGAGGGAGUUUUCCAACUUCAACUUCCCGAAGCUUCCCGGUAAAUGGCCGUUCUCCCUGUCUGAACAGCAGCUGGAUGCUCGUCGCAGAGGCCUGGAGGAAUAUCUCGAGCGAGUUUGCUCUGUGCGGGUGAUCGGGGAGAGUGACAUCAUGCAGGAGUUUCUCUCUGAAUCAGAUGAGAACUACAAUGGAGUGACAGAUGUAGAGCUGCGGAUAGCCCUGCCAGACAAGACCACCAUCUCUGUCAGAGUCCGCAAGAACAGCACCACAGACCAGGUGUACCAGGCAUUAGUGUUGAAGGUUGGAAUGGACAGUAUUAUGGCGAGCUACUUUGCCCUUUUUGAAGUCAUCAACCACUCUUUUGUGCGGAAACUGGCGCCUAAUGAGUUUCCCCACAAGCUUUAUGUGCAGAAUUACACAUCGGCAGUGCCGGGGACUUGCUUGGCGCUCCGCAAAUGGUUGUUCAGCUUCCAGGAGGAGGAGUUGCUAAGAGACAACCCGCUGGCACUGCACUACUGCUUUCACCAGGCAUUGGAAGAUGUGAAGAAGGGAUUCAUAAAAACAGAGGACAAAUCCUACCAGCUGCAGAAGCUGGCAGAGCAGCGCAAGAUGGCCACGUACCUGAGUCUACUGCGGACAUGUGAGGGCUACAAUGAGGUGUCGUUCCCCCACUGCUCCUGUGACUCCAGGAGGAAGGGACAUGUCAUCACAGCUAUCAGCAUCCAUCACUUCAAGCUGCACGCUUGUACUGAGGACGGCACGCUGGAGAACCAGGUGAUAGCUUUUGAGUGGGCGGAGAUGCAGCGCUGGGACACCGAUGAGGAGGGGAUGGCUUUCUGCUUUGAAUACACCAGAGGGGAGAAGAAACCUCGCUGGGUAAAGAUCUUCACGCCAUACUUUAACUACAUGCACGAGUGCUUUGAACGGGUCUUUUGUGAGCUGAAGUGGAGGAAACAGGUUGAGGAAGAGGCAUCUGACAAAGACAACAAAAACUGCAGCAACAACGAGCAGGAACCACACAUUAGAGAGAACUAUUUGCUGCAUGAGACAGCGCAAGGCCAAGAAUACAAGUAUGCGGAUGAGCACCUGCAAGGCAUGAGGAUAAGUUUGAAACCCUCAGAGUUACAGGAACAGAGACACAUAAAGAGCAGCUGAGGACUGAGAGGACAUCCCGGAUAUAAGAGUAUUUGCCUCCUCUGGAAACACAGCAGAAGGGAUGGCGCCACCUUGGGGGUGAGAUUGCAACUUCCUAAAAGGAUUUGUCUUCACUCAAACUAGAACUGGUCCACUUGCAUCAUCACAACCACCCCAGAGAGCGCCCAUCGACAGACACGGAACAGAGUGACAGACUGAGGCAAUCCAUGCCCCAAUAAACAAACUGGAAGUGACCAAUUUGCAAAAUUGGAAUGGUCACACUUAACCGACCCCAGGGAUACACACAGCAAGAAGAGCAACGAAGGAGAAUAAACAAAAGUCAACUUUCAUGUCAUUUACUAGAUCUCCAUAGCGUGCCUGUUGUUUUCCUCCAUGCAUCCGCCCUGUGACGUGGGGCAGGACACGAGCAAAUUCUUGCCCCCCCCCACACAGUACGUGACUGGUCAGGGUCACCACAGCGCUGCGACACCACUUGCGCACCUCGAUGAUUCGCUACUUGACGGGGGAGCUUACGUGUGAAAUAGGAUUGUGACGGUUGGUUCCCCAAACACAGUCGGCUCUGCCCAGGAGCCUUCAGCGUGGCCCUUGUCUGCUGAACUGAGCUGAGAGGAUGGAGAUGAAAAUUAGAAGGGAGGGAUACAGAAAAAAAGGGGGGAUUUCUUUAACAGUUGGUGAUAAAGCGAGAAGCAAGAUCAUGCUUUACACUGAUGAAGGACAUUAACACAAAAAUUAUGUUUUCUGCCUGUAAGGUCAGAAGUCUUCUGUCUUUUUACUGAAAACAGAUGUGACAGGAUGUGCUCAUAAUUAUGUUUAACAAUUGUCUGAUGUUUAACAAUUGUCUGAUAAAAUAUAGAUUAAUAUAAGUGCUAAAAUAAUUGGUUUCUUGAUCUAACACAAUGAAACAACUGAAUUGCGUAUAAGCUGCUUUAACAAAUCUCCAUUUUUCACCUUGUCUUCUGGUCUGUUGGCAGUCUGCCAUUAAUGUCAGUAUGUGUAUUUCUGCCAUUAAUGUCAGUAUGUGUAUUCAUCCCCCUCUCGCAAGUGUUUUAUUGUGGUAAUUUUCCAGAGCUUGGAAGUUUAGAGGAAGGGGCUUUCUGAUUAUAAGCUGUGUGCAGGGACAAUACUCUUGAACAAAAGGUUGAUGGGCCAAAGCGUUGAUCUUUUUGCGCUAUAUGGGGAAUCUGUCUGACAGAUUGUGAACACAAGGGCAGGAAGUUUUCCUGUCUGUUGAGUUGCAGUUUUGUGAACAGGCACCAGAGAGCAGCAAAGUGUAAAGACAGGCUUAGUUGUAGGUUUUUAAGCAGAAAUAGAAAUCUUCUGAGAGCUUCAAGAGUGAUCCCUCGGGCUCUGUAACUCACCCAAAAGUAUCACUCCUCUGCAGUUUGCCCAUUACCCACGUCAGGAGGACAGAUGGUGGGUGUGCGUGUAUGUGUGUGCGUUGUAGAAAGAAUAGAUGGUGCGUAAAGUUGAGUGACUGCAACCACAACCAUCAGUAUAGCAAUGCAGGCAGCAAUGUCUGCCUCUUACUGCACCUAAAUGAGUACAGUAUUAGUUGUGUGCGUUUGCACAUGACAUAUGAUUAUAUCACAGUUUUACAAUGUACACAGAUUGUGUUUUUUUUUCCUCUGUAGGCUUUCAAAACAUUUUUGUCUCAUUUUAAGUGUGUAGAAAGCAGGUUAACAUGCUGAAAAAAAAAUGCUUUUGAAUGGAGAAAGUGUGCUUAAAUGUAGUGAUUAUACCUGAAUGCAAUAGAGUUUGGGGUUUUUUUCCCACUAAGGUCUAGUAGUUUAACCUCGGCCGACUCAUUACUGACUCAAUCUUGUGCUUCACUCGCCUUCUGGCAGCGACCAAUCUGAAACUGAGAGUGAUGUUGGUUUAUUUUUUAUUCAAACUGACUUUUAGAGCACAAGUUAAAAUUUCACUUUUUGUUUUUUUACAGUUGAGCUUAGCUUUUAGUUCAAUAAAAUGUUUAAUUCA